Messenger RNA from Sinocyclocheilus rhinocerous, 690 nucleotides. RefSeq names its product solute carrier family 41 member 2-like. The record is from RefSeq and is a predicted model, not a curated record. NCBI's taxonomy places the organism in Eukaryota, Metazoa, Chordata, Actinopteri, Cypriniformes, Cyprinidae. Gene Ontology annotation, cellular component: plasma membrane. Gene Ontology annotation, molecular function: monoatomic cation transmembrane transporter activity. The transcript has 4 exons. Bases 1 to 690 code for a protein of 229 amino acids. Gene Ontology annotation, biological process: monoatomic cation transport.
AUGGGAUCCGUCACUGAAGAAAAGCAGAAAGAGUGUCUGACCUCAGCUCACUUUUUAUCCGGAGAAAAUGGGCACCAGUUUACACCAGAGACCAGAAGACCCGACAGAACAUCAAGCUUCUGCAGUAAGGAAUUUUCAGAGUCGGAUCCCUUACUUCCCAAUGAGUUUUACGGGACAGCAUUGGCCUCUGGGACCAUAUCGCAAGUUCAUGGCCAGGAGAUGCCGAGCGAGUCGGUCCGGGCCAUGUUGAUGCAGAUCUUGUUUCCAUUCUUCCUGGCUGGUUUUGGGACAGUUCUGGCAGGGAUGUUGCUGGAUGUAGUGCAGCAUUGGGACGUUUUCCGUAAUGUGACUGAGAUCUUCAUCCUUGUCCCACCUCUGGGUCUGAAGGGGAACCUGGAGAUGACACUGGCAUCAAGACUCUCCACCGCUGUGAAUGUUGGCAGAAUUAACUCUUCAAGCGAGAGGUGGAACCUGAUCAUUGGAAAUCUCGCCCUCAAACAGGUACAAGCUACAGUUUUGGGUUUCCUGGCUGCUCUGGUAGCCUCAGCUCUUGGAUGGAUCCUGGAGGAGGAGCUCAUCAUGAAACACGUAGCUCUGCUUUGCUGUUGCAGCGUUGUGACAGCAUUCACAGCAUCCCUCCUGCAGGGUUUGCAUCCCGCUUUUGUUUCGGACCGAUUUUUAUCUACUUAA